UAUUGCAAUUUUGUCAGAUUAUAAGAUAAAAGUGAAACAAGUCCGAAACCUAUUUUUGUGUCUGAAGACCAUCGUCGCGUUGGGCAAGAGAAACUCUCAAAUGGUUAAUGCCAUCAAAGGAGUGUUCAUCACCUGCGAUAUUCCGAUGGCACAGUUCAUAGUGAACAUGAACAAUUCGAUGCCAUCGUCUCAGAAGUUCAUUAUUCACGUACUUGAUAGUACUCACCUGUUUGUGCAGCCUCAUGUUGAGCAGAUGAUCCGCAGCGCUGUUGCUGAGUUUCGUGAUCAAAACUCUUACGAGAAGCCUACUUAAAUAAUACGUCACACCCCCAGUCCCACCCCAUCCAUCCAUCAAAAUGUUUUUUCUUUUUUUUUGGGGUCAGAUUAUAAGAUAUCGUCUGUCUUGUGUAAGAUUCGAUUAGAUUUCUCGUAUGCUCUUAUAAUGGGAGACUCGUGUCAAAUAAUCAGAGUCUAUUUUCUCUGGUUUUGUUUUGAUUAGUUGGACAGAAUACUGCUCUGUUGGGAAGGGAAAGAUGAUUUUGAGACU
Molecule: messenger RNA, 547 nt
Organism: Raphanus sativus (radish)
Lineage: Eukaryota; Viridiplantae; Streptophyta; Magnoliopsida; Brassicales; Brassicaceae
Product: general transcription and DNA repair factor IIH subunit TFB5
Exons: 3
Coding region: 101-313 (70 amino acids)
Biological process (GO): transcription by RNA polymerase II; transcription initiation at RNA polymerase II promoter; nucleotide-excision repair
Cellular component (GO): transcription factor TFIIH core complex; transcription factor TFIIH holo complex
Source: RefSeq, a predicted model, not a curated record